AUGCUAAGUCUGAAUUUUCCUUGCACUGAUACACCACAUGCGCCACUUGCUGAUGCAUUCGAAGUGGAUGAUUUUUUAUUGGACGAUUGUUGCAAUUUAUCAGUUACUGAUACUAUUAAUGCAGCACUAACUGGAGGAAGCGAGUUGUCAGUUGGCAAUGAAGAUGAAGAAGAAAUGGAGCAAGAUGAGUCGGAUAUGUUUAAUGAAGUGAUCAAUGAUGAUUCUUUUUCUGAGGAUGAAAGUGGGUUGAAUAAAGAAGACGAAUAUCCCGAAUUGAUAAAAACCUGUGGAGAAUCAGCUGUUGAAAGUGAAAGUUAUGAUUUUACCGUGAUGGAUACUGAGAAGGACAUGAACAGUGUUAAUAGGAAAAGAAAGGCUGAUAAUUCGACAACACUCAAGAAAAAACGAGUGAAAUGA
Molecule: messenger RNA, 417 nt
Organism: Brugia malayi
Lineage: Eukaryota; Metazoa; Nematoda; Chromadorea; Rhabditida; Onchocercidae
Exons: 4
Coding region: 1-417 (138 amino acids)
Source: RefSeq, a predicted model, not a curated record